Lepus europaeus (European hare) is the source of this 1236-nucleotide messenger RNA. Its product is annotated as E3 ubiquitin-protein ligase RNF34-like. The record is from RefSeq and is a predicted model, not a curated record. Gene Ontology annotation, molecular function: ubiquitin protein ligase activity. Gene Ontology annotation, biological process: negative regulation of extrinsic apoptotic signaling pathway via death domain receptors; protein K48-linked ubiquitination; proteasome-mediated ubiquitin-dependent protein catabolic process. Gene Ontology annotation, cellular component: plasma membrane; cytoplasm. NCBI's taxonomy places the organism in Eukaryota, Metazoa, Chordata, Mammalia, Lagomorpha, Leporidae.
AGUCGCGGCCAUGAAGGCAGGGGCCACGUCUAUGUGGGCUUCAUGCUGUGGGCUGCUGAAUGAAGUCAUGGAAACCAGAGCUGUCAGGGGCCAGCAGUUAGGAUUGGCAGGAGGUACCAGAUUUACACCAAACCCUGAUUUUUCCUCCUACCCACCAGCAGCCACGGAAGGACCUAAUAUAGUUUGCAAAGCCUGUGGACUUUCAUUUUCAGUCUUUAGAAAAAAGCACGUAUGUUGUGACUGCAAGAAAGAUUUUUGCUCCAUUUUUUCGGUCUUAGAAGAAAACCUCCGUAGAUGCUUUACUUAUCACCUGCUACAAGCGACGGCCUUUCAGCGCCCUCAGUUAAUGUGGCUGAAGGUGAAGGAUCUGCGGCAGUAUCUCAUGCUUAGAAAUAUAUCGACAGACACUUGUCAAGAGAAAGAAGACUUGGUAGAUCUGGUUCUGUGCCAUCAUGGACUAGGCUCUGAGGACCACCUGGACACAGGCAGUCUGAACUCUUCAUGGUCCCAGACUUCUAGCUUUUUUACACAUUCGUUUUUUUCAAACUCUACAGCCCCCUCUGCUACUGUGUCUUGGUUUCAGGGAGAGCUUAUGGAUAGAGAUGGGACCUCCAGAUCUGGGGCGCCGGCACAGGUACAAAGUGAAAUAGCUUCAGCAAACACAGAAGAUGAUGAUGAUGAUGACGAUGAUGAAGAUGAUGACGACGAUGAUGAAGAAACCUUGGAGGAGAGGACUCCUGGGCUUUCUCAGAAGAGAGUGAGAGCCUCACUGUCUGACCUGUCAAGCCUUGAAGAUGUGGAAGGGAUGAGUGUGCGCCAAUUGAAGGAAAUCCUGGCUCGGAAUUUUGUCAACUUCUGUGAAAAUUGGGAGCUGGUAGAGAAAGUAAACCGGUUAUACAAAGAGAAUGAAGAAAACCAAAAAUCAUAUGGCGAGCAGCUGCAGCUGCAGGACGAGGACGACAGCCUGUGCCAGAUCUGUAUGGACGCUGUCAUCGACUGCGUGCUGCUGGAGUGCGGGCACAUGGUCACCUGCACCAAGUGCGGCAAGCGCAUGAGUGAAUGUCCCAUCUGCUGGCAGUACGUGGUGCAGGCCAUGCACAUGUUCAAGUCCUGAGCUGAGGUUCUCCUCAGCAGCACUGACGCCCCCAGACUCGAUCCCAAACAUUUCAGUGCACAGAAGGGACGGGAACCUUCCUAUUCAGAGUGAAUCUGUUUUUAAAAAUUAUUUUCACUAUG